Molecule: messenger RNA, 615 nt
Organism: Choloepus didactylus (southern two-toed sloth)
Lineage: Eukaryota; Metazoa; Chordata; Mammalia; Pilosa; Megalonychidae
Product: high mobility group protein B1-like
Exons: 3
Coding region: 1-615 (204 amino acids)
Biological process (GO): regulation of transcription by RNA polymerase II
Molecular function (GO): DNA binding, bending
Source: RefSeq, a predicted model, not a curated record
AUGACAGAAAAUGCAGAUGAUGCAGGGACAACAUUGAAGGGACAGUUUUCCUGGGGACCUGUCACUCUCUGGGAAAUUCAGUGCUGCUUCUUGGUCCAGGUCUACGUAUCUGCUAAAGAGAAAGGAAAAUUUGAAGACAUGGCCAAGGUGGACAAGGCCCAUUAUAAAAGAGAAAUGAAAACCUAUAUCCAUCCUAAAGAGGAAACAAAAAAGAAGUUCAAGGAUCCUCAUGCACCCAAGAGGCCUCCUCUGGCCUUUUUCUUAUUUUGUUCUGCAUAUCACCCAAAAAUCAAAGGCGAACAUCCUGGCCUAUCCACUGGUGAUAUUGCAAAGAAACUGAGAGAGACAUGGAAUGAUAACAAGCAGCCUUAUGAAAAGAAGACAGCUAAGCUAAAGGAGAAAUACAGAAAGGUUAUUGCUGCAUACCAGGCUAAAGAAAAGCCUGAUGUGGCAAUAAAGGAAGUUGUCAAGGCUAAGAAAAGCAAGAAAAAGGAGGAGGAGGAAGACGAAGAAGAUGAGGAAGAUGAUGGGGAAGAAGAAAAUGAAGAAGACAACGAUGAAGAUGAUGAUGAUGAUUAUGAUGAAGUUGCCAUCCAGGUUGUAAAGCCUUCGUAA